AGCAGGAGGCAUCUGCACCUUCUAUAUUGUGUUUCGCCCUCUCCUCCUCCACGUAUUCGUUGUCUCCGUUGAGAGUGCACAGCCGCGGAGAUGCCAACCAAGGCGUCGUCGUCGUCUCGACAAACGUAUGAACUCAACGCCGAGACAGUGGCCGCCCUGCGCGCCGCCGUGGCCGCCGAUCCCGCAAAGCUGCAACGGCUCGAGGAGCGUCUCGUGCGCAGCGGCGAGCAGGCGGCACGCCGCACCGCGUUGGAGCGCAAAGUAGCCCUGCUGAGGUCCCGUAACGCCCUCCUGCGUGCGGCCGCGCAGCCACCGGCGGGCAGCACGGGCGGCAUCAACGAGUCUGCCACGGCGUCUGUCACGUCCUCCACCUCGCAUGGGAACACUGUUUCAGCGUUUGACUCGACCCUCACACGAGGGCUGUCGCCGCCCUCCCCUGCGACGGCGUCCGCUGUGGUUGCGCACUCAGUCAACGCAGACGAGUUCGACGAGAGCAGCAUCAACCGGGCUGCGCCGCCGGUGCCGGACACGUGGGGCAGCCAGCGGUCCGUCUUCCGCUACACCGGCCCGAGUGUGAAGGGGAUGGUGUCCGCGGUGAUGCAAGACGGGAUGCUGUACCGCGUAAUUACGGAUAAGGGGGAGUGGGCCUUUUACAACGACACGCGGUACUACGUGGUGCAGGUGCGUUAUCGCUUGCUCGGCGGCUCCGCUGUCACCCCUGGGCCUUCCGUGACCGUAGCGGCAGCCGGCGUCGACGAGGAGCUUAGCAUGGAGCUAGGCCCAGAGGAGACGAAGGUGCUGCUGAAGGGAAAGGUAGUCGACUUCGAGAACUUGUCCACGGCCGCCUUACUGCCGAAGAGAGCGGCCACGGCGGAAGAGGAACACCUGCUGUGUCAGGAGCCGCGGAACGCCUGGAAGGCGAUUGCGGCUGCCUACCCGCCUGCGGCCGCUGCCUCCGGUGGUGACGCUAGUGGCAGCAGUGACCGGUCCACGAUCAACGUUGAGGAGCUGCUGGCCUACUGCAUCGAGCACCACCUCCGCUUUGUUGACCCGACCUUCUUCGCAUGCCACGCCUCCCUCUACCGGCACAACAUCGAUGAGUUCUUCAUCGUCCCGCUGCAUUGGCGGUCGCCGUCGGCGUACCUGCCGGAUGAUGAUAAGGUCCGCCGCGAGGUGCGGCUCUUCCGCGGCCCCGACUUCAACGUGGACGGCCUCAACGCCGGUCACUUCUUCCCGGAUGGCGAGUUUCUCUCCUGCGUCUCGGGCCUGGCCUGCCGCUGCCCUGAGCAGCUACGAAAGCUGUUUCUGCACCCCAGCAGCGCCGAGGAGGGCCGACGCGAGCGGGCGGUUGGUGCCUUUCGCGUGAGUCUGUGUCGCAGUGGGUGGUGGGAGAGUGUGGUGGUCGACAGCUUCCUCCCUGCGUCGUCCACCUGUCCCGAGUUUAGUCACUGCGCGGACGACCUGCGGCUGCUGUGGCUGCCACUGCUGCAGAAGGCGUGUGCGAAGCUGUGCAGAUCCUACGCAGCGUCCCUCAACGUACCAAUGGAAGGUCUCGUAGGGCGUCUCACCGGCGACCCGUGUUGCACGCUGCGGGAGCUGUGGCCCUCGCGAGACGACCUGCGCUCGAAUACCACCAAGGCCGUCCGAUUCUUCUCCACUUUGAAGAAGCUGCUGCGGGGACCCUCCCCGUCUCCGUCCACGUCUUUGGCGGGACUGGCGUACCUCUGCUGGCUGCGGCCGUAUUCUCUCACCACCGCGCGCUCGCGGGACACGCGGGACAAGCUGGAGAAGCUCUACCGCGACGUCGGACUCAGACCAGGCACCGCCGCCGUCGUUCUCGGCCUGGAAACGUUGGAGGACGGCCAGUGCAUGGUGCGGCUCCGCCAGACCGCGGCGGAGAAGAAGCCGGUGGAAGCGUGGCUGGUCGUCUGGCGAAGCGCGAAGAAGCCGUGGGUGGACUCCGUGAGUGACUUCGUAUUCGCCCUCGGCGACGCGGAGGGCACGGUGUGGAUGGCGCUGGAGGACAUCCCACAGUACUUCCAAAGCGGCUACUUGACGCCGCUGACGAGCGACUGGGCAGCGGUGAAGGCGCGAGGGUGCUUCGCAAACGAAAGGCCCUCACUGGCGCUGCAGGUCACAGCGGCGGUGCCCACGCGGGUGUUGGUGACCGUGACGCAGGCGGAGACGGAGGCUUCGAGGCGUACCAAAGGAUCCAUCACCUCCGCUACUUUCUCCUCUUCUUCCAACUACGGGGAGAAGAGCGAGAUGGUGAAGACAGCCAGCGUCCUGGCUGGCUUGAGUUGUCUGGCGUUUUCGAAAGGCACGGCGGAUGCGCUGCGCUUUGUGGGGUUGAACAGCGACACCGCGGACGUGUUUGAGCUGUCCACCGCCGCGCCUCGCUUUGCGUAUGAGCGCGACGUGAGUGUGGGUCUGCUGCUCGAUCCCCACCGUGGUCCCUACUACUUCAUCCCCUGCCUUCACGCCAACGCCGCCGAUGUGCCUUACACUGUGACGGUGCAGGCGCAGGUCGAGUUUUUAGCAAGGAAAGGAGGCGCCGCGCAGGAGGCGAAGCUGUCGGUGGGGUUUGUAAAAGUCAACCCGGAUGCUGCACUCUUUCAGAAUGCUGCGAAGCCGACGCUGCGACAAUCUUCCAUCACACCGUGGACAUCGCCGCUGACCCAUCAAGUGCGUCCGCCCCACAACGGACGCAUCACAAUCGGAGAGGGCACCUCCGUCAACCUAAGCGUGUAA
This is a messenger RNA of Leptomonas pyrrhocoris, 2751 nucleotides long. Its product is annotated as putative calpain-like cysteine peptidase putativecysteine peptidase Clan CA family C2. NCBI's taxonomy places the organism in Eukaryota, Euglenozoa, Kinetoplastea, Trypanosomatida, Trypanosomatidae. Gene Ontology annotation, biological process: proteolysis. The record is from RefSeq and is a predicted model, not a curated record. The transcript has a single exon. Gene Ontology annotation, molecular function: calcium-dependent cysteine-type endopeptidase activity. Bases 91 to 2751 code for a protein of 886 amino acids.